GUGAUUCGUAAACUGCAUCACACUUUAAAGAAAUUGUGACUUUGACUAAGUCUUUGAAAGGCCCUGAUGCCCCAUCUAAUAGGCUGUGAGCACGCGAUUAUCAACAGUUGGAUUCCAUAUUCUGUGGGAAGUUUGUCUACAAGAAACUAACGUCAAACGAGGACACUGAGAAACUGGCUACCGCAAAAGAAUUGUAGCCGUUGAGGAAAGACUUAUCGAAGACUGUUCACCCGAUUUCUGAAAAUCACUGAACUUAUCUAUCUAACUGACUCUAGGGAAUAAUCUCAUCUGCGUGUGACGGCUAGCCAUCCUCAAUAUGUGCUUUAAACUAUCUCGUUUGAUGGAUUGUUCCGUCGUAAUGCUCGUGGGUUGUGCACUUUUGCUAUAUUUAAAAUCAGCCCAAGUUACUGAGGACAUUUGUUGGAAAUUUCUAUCACAUUGUAAACUACGUGCUUUUUCUAAUGAGCACCAAAUAACAGAGGAGAGUAGACCAAAGACGGAAGGAAAAAGCCAUUUAGGUAUAAAGAAUAACUUGAACAGACCUUUGAAAGUUAAUGUGACGAACUUAGUUCUUAAAGAACUCCAAGGAGGAUUCUUUGCCGCAGUCCGUGAAGGCAAACAAAGAGACUCAUCUUUGGAUACUUCUGUCUGCGUUUCGGAGCCAACAGUCUUAGAGUGUUUAGAGGUUGGAUUUGCUGCCUUGCUUUUGGCUACCUUAGAUCAUGUGUCGUACUGUCGCAUGUUGGGAAUAGAUAAGGUGACCAUUCACUGGAAGAACUGUCAGUCGUGCUGUGCAAAGGAUCCUCAGGAAAAUUCCUGGUCAGCUUAUUUCGAGCCUUUAAACACUGGAGCUGAGCUAAACGCCAAGAAGGUUCUUUGUUUAGGAGGAAUUAUCGUAGGAAACGUCCUUGUACAGGAAUCUGCUAAGUUACCUUAUUUCAAUCAAGAAAAGAAGUCUCAAAGUAAUGGAAUCUUGAGAAGUUCUCUAUUAGAGGUUGGAUUUAGAAAACGUCAAAGUUUGCCUGGUUACGAGGAAGGUGCCGUUAUAACAGCAGAAUUAAGGAAAUGGGUCCAUGGUCUGAUAGGCGAAUACGUUCGACCUCAGGAAAGUAUUCAGUCUCGUGUAAACCAGUUUUACAUGGAAAACAUGAACGGAUAUAACAUGCUAGGUGUCCACGUGCGCGGAAUCGACCACAUGCUAGAGAUGGAAGAAAAGAAAUUACCUGCAAUGGAGAAGUGGAUUCAAGAUGCAGAAGCAGUAUUCAAAACCCUUGAACAGCCUAAGAAAAUAUUCUUGGCCAGUGACAAUAAUGAGAUAGUUCACCGAUUUGUAGAAUAUUUUGAAAAGGAAAAGGUUGUAUACACCGCAGCCAUGAGAGCAGACGAGUACCAGUCUCUUAGACCAAUCAACGGUCAAGUAAACGGUAUCGAUGCAAUUGAAAGUGGGUCCCAGGUUCUCAUUGAUAUCUUACUCCUUGCCAAAUGCGGACAUUUUCUUCAUGCAGAGUCAAGUGUGGCGACUUUGGCGUCUUUUUUCAACCCACACAUGGAACUUCACUUUUUGGGAAACGUUGGAGAUAACGGAACAUUCAAAGCGGUAAGUAAGCAAAAUUCUCGGAGAAGACUAUUCCGUCGAUACUUGAAGUUUCUUCAAUUUUUUUAAGCUAUCUAUUACGUUCAAAUAGUUACAAACUACGAGAAACGCUUUUGAUAGGUCUGUC
Molecule: messenger RNA, 1721 nt
Organism: Pocillopora damicornis (cauliflower coral)
Lineage: Eukaryota; Metazoa; Cnidaria; Anthozoa; Scleractinia; Pocilloporidae
Source: RefSeq, a predicted model, not a curated record